GCUCGAAGAAUCUCCAUGAAGAAGCGCAUCUGGAGAAUCUCACUGAUUUCCCAAAUUUCUGAUCUGCUCUGCCUUUCUCGUGGGUCUUCUUCAACCUUGAAGACUCUGACCCCCUUCUGCUUUACCCUCUUCAGGUCUCCUAUACACCCUCCCUUCAAAUCCGCUUCGGCUUUGAAAACCCAAUUGUUGCGCUUCUGUAAUGAUUCCGAUAAAGUUGCCUCUGUUUUGGAGAGUCACGACGAAAUCCAAGGAGCUGCUUUUCUUGAGCUCCUUAGGCAGUUACGUCCUUGGCCCGUUUUGUCCCUAGUGGUCUUCGACUGGAGAAGAAACAAGGCACUAUGCGAUGGUGUGCCCAUGACUGCUAAGGGCAUUACAAUUUCUGGUAGAUUGAAGAAUGUCGAUUUGGCGCUUUCCUUGUUUAACGAGUCCCCAAAGAAGACCACCUCCCUCUACAAUGCUUUGAUGGGUGCUUACAUGUGCAACGGUUUGGCAGAUGAUUGCAAGCAGCUCUUCCUUGACUUCAAUGCUCAACAACGAGGGCACUCCUCUACUCCUUCUGUCUCUACUUACAACAUCCUCAUUUCUCUUUAUGGCGUGAUACAGGUCUAUGCUCAGGAUGAUAAUCUACAUGCCAUGGAGAAUUUCAUAGACCAGGCUAUUACAAAAGGACUCCAGAUAGAGACUGAUGGUACUAUGAGAUCAAUUGUGGCUAGUUACUUCAGGUGCAAUGCGGCUGAUAAGCUUGCCAAAUUCAUGCAGCGUGCAAUCUCUGCUGGAUGGAAAAUGAGCAGGUCUAUGUUCCAUGGCUUAAUGAUCAUGUAUGGAUCUCAAAAGCGUUUUAAAGAGAUGGAAGACGUCCUCUCUGAAAUGGAAAGAUUUAACAUAAGCCGGUCCAAGAAGACUUUUUGCAUUCUGCAUAGAGUAUACGUAGCAGCACAUGGACAGGAACAUAAGGUCAAUCAAGUCGCAGGAAUGAUGUUAAAGGAUGGACAUGACCUUUGGAGACGGGAGGACUACCUGAAGCUAUAAAUAUCCCUUGGUUUUUUCAGAAACUCAUGGUUGACUUCACAUAGCUUAGUUGGGGCAGUAUAAUGAUGGACUAUAAUAGUGAACCGAUAAGAAUAGGCAGUAGAGUGAAAGAGUUGUGGGAAAAUAGGAUACAACAAGAUUGAAAUGUUAUAGAAGAGAGACACAGCAUUUUGUUGGAAGGAAUGAAUAGCAGCUAGGAAUCAAACCAUUGAAUUGAAGAAGGAAGAUAGCAUCGAGCAUGUAUCUUGAUUGUAGAUUUUGCUCUGGUGGAAAACCCAAGGAUGGAAGUUGCUGUGGAAGAUGAAUCGAACGGUGCGGCGAGGUAUGAGAAUUCGAAGGCGGAGGAAACUGAAAAGGCGAUAGCUUGUUUUUCUGAAGCCGCGGCAAAGAUUGAUCCAUCAGAUCUUGCGGCUUUCCUCGAACAAUUAUUGGACAAGUUUUGGAGUCUUCCGGAGGACCAGGUAUUGAGAUUUAUCAAUUACUUUGAGAUUAAAAUCUCCCAAGAAUCGUUUCCAUGGGUCAACAUGUUCAAGGAGUCUCCUUUAUCCACGCUGAUCCAUUUUCCAUUGUCUCAUAUUUCUACAUCAGUCGAUUGGAUCAACAAACUUCCAUUUCUGACACUCAGAGCCUUUCUACUUUGGGCCUGUAAAUCCCUUGCAGAUGCCAAACCUACCUAUCAAGUCAUUUUGGGAUUUAAGAUAUGCAUGUGUGAUUGAAUGCGUCUUAUUACUCAGUUACCUUUGUCUGUCAAACUCCAUCUUGUUUUACCAUUAGCUGGUGGCAUUACUUAUUGGAUUAGCCAUGAUAUUGCGUAGUAAGCCUGCUACUUUGAGCCUUUGACUGCUGUUUUGCCAAAGCUGAGGGACAGACCCAUCUAUCAAGGCCUGGACAAGCUUCCGCUUUUAGUUUGGAUGAUGGCUCAGGCCUCCCAAGGUGAUUUAUUUGCUGGCUUGUAUUCUUCUUAUCAGCAUUUUGUCCAAUCCAGAGGCUCGGACCAUACUUGUAAAUCGAGCUAUUAGGGACGGAGAGCGGCUGAUUCCACCUUCUUCAUUUGAGAUCUUGGUGCGGCUUACGUUCCCUCCUUCAUCCGCUAGAGUAAAGGUAACAAAGAGGUUUGAGAAAGUUUAUCCCUUGUUGAAAGAAGUAGCCCUUGCACUAGAGAGUGGAACAGAAGGAAACGCAGUGGAACAGAUAUUCACUUUUUCCUUGAAAGUAGCUGGAGAAGGUGCUAUUAACAAACGAAACCUUGAAUCCUCGAGUUUUUUGCUUCCCUCACUCGUUCUGAUGUGUUGUUACAAGAAAUUCUGGUCUAGCCAAGGAAACUGCAGCAAUCGCUAUCUGGUCUGUGACAGAAAACGUUGAUUACUUUAAGCGCUGGGAAAUUCUCUAUAAGGAGCAUCUAGAAGCUAGCGUUGCUCUUCUUAGAAAGCUUGUAGACGAAUAGAAGGUCAUUCCCCUAAAUUAUCAUCAUCAUAUUAUCCUCUA
Arabidopsis lyrata subsp. lyrata is the source of this 2514-nucleotide messenger RNA. RefSeq names its product pentatricopeptide repeat-containing protein At2g48000. The record is from RefSeq and is a predicted model, not a curated record. Gene Ontology annotation, molecular function: mRNA binding; protein binding. Lineage: Eukaryota; Viridiplantae; Streptophyta; Magnoliopsida; Brassicales; Brassicaceae.